CUGCAGUGGAAGAAACUUUAUGUCUUAAACGGACGGACAGAUUCAUUUCAAACAACAUUUGGUUCGCGACGAUUUUGUUGAUCACCUGUCGAAGGGGGAACAAAAAAAGGCCUUUCUCAUGUUAGAGGCUAGCUUCUCCCUCUGAAGGGCGCAGGAUGAAAGAUGGCGCAGCUGCUUGCACCACCGGGUCCAGACAGCUUCCGCCCUUUAAGUCGUGACUCCCUCAAAGCCAUCGAGAGGCGCAUCGCGGAGGAGAAAGCCAAGAAACCCAAGGCAGAGAAGAAAAAACGCAAAGAUGAGAAUAAGCCCAAACCGAGCCGUGAGCUGGAAGCGGGCAAAUCCCUCCCUUUCCUGUACGGGGACACUCCUAAAGGCAUGGUUUCGACACCGCUGGAGGACCUCGAUCCCUACUACUGUAAUCAGAAAACUUUCAUAGUAGUAAACAGAGGGAAUGUCAUCUUCCGCUUCAACGCCGCACCUGCCUUGUACCUCCUGAGCCCCUUCAACCUUCUAAGAAGAAUAUCAAUAAAGAUUUUGGUACACUCAUAUCCUGAAUCAUCUGCUUGCAAAUUGUUCAGCAGGUUCAUUAUGUGCACUAUCCUCGCUAACUGUGCAUAUAUGACACAGAGUCAGACUCAGGAUUCCACCAAGUAUGUAGAGUACACAUUCACUGCAAUCUAUACGCUUGAAUCCGUCAUUAAAAUUUUAGCCCGAGGGUUCUGCAUAGGGAAGUUCACCUUUCUAAGAGAUCCCUGGAACUGGCUGGAUUUCAGUGUAAUUGUCCUGGCGUAUGCAACGGCAAUGUUUGCACGACUAGGUAAUUUUUCAGCGCUUCGAAUAUUCAGAGUGCUAAGAGCUUUUAAAGCCAUUUCUGUCAUCCCAGGCCUGAAGACCAUCGUGGGUGCAUUGUUCCAGUCAGUGAAGAAGCUUGUACAUGUGAUGAUUCUCACCGUCUUCUGCUUGAGCGUCUUUGCCCUCAUAGGGUUGCAACUGUUUAUGGGCCAUUUAAAGCAAAAGUGUGUAAGGAUUUCCACCUCAGACAAUGGAACCGAAAACGGCACAAUCGACAGGGAAACGUACAUCCUCAAUAGCAGUAAUCAUUAUUACCUUCCAGGCAAGCGAGAUCCAUUGCUUUGUGGAAACGGCAGUGCAGCUGGGCAGUGUCCAGAUGGGUUUGUUUGCCUCAAAGUGGGAAAAAACCCUGACUAUAAUUACACCAGUUUUGACUCUUUUGGGUGGGCAUUCCUCUCUCUGUUUCGACUGAUGACACAGGAUUACUGGGAAAACCUUUACCAGCAGACUUUGCGAGCAUCCGGGAAGCCCUACAUGAUCUUUUUUGUGCUGGUGAUAUUCCUCGGUUCUUUCUACCUGAUCAACCUGAUCUUGGCCGUUGUAGCCAUGGCCUACGAGGAGCAGAGUCAGGUCACCAUAAAGGAGGGAAUCGAGAAGGAGGAAGAGUUUCAGGCCAUGCUCGAGCAGCUGAAACGGCAGCAAGAGGACGCUCAGGCAGCAGCAACUGCAGCAGGGAGCGGGGAGGCUGGCGAUAAAGUCACCGGCCCUGAGAGCUCCUCUGACACCUCCAAGCUCAGUUCCAAAAGCGCCAAAGAGAGACGUAACAGACGCAGGAAAAAGAAGGAGGAAGAGGGCAAAGGGGCUGAUGAGAAGGUUCCCGGAGUCAAUGAGUCACGGGGCAGUGUGCGGAAAGGUCGCUGCCGCUUCUCUGUGGACGCAAACCAGCUCAACUAUGACAUGAAAUGCUCAUCCGCACAUCAGUCCUUUCGUGGACCCCUCUUCUCAUCCAGACGGAACAGCAAGACCAGCCUUUUCAGUUUCCGAAGCCAAGUGCAGGACAAUGGCUCCGAAAACGAGUUUGCCGAUGACGAGAACAGCAUUUUUGAGGACAACCUGAGUCGGAGGGGCUCUUUUUUUCAUCCCAGAAGUUGUGAUCGACGCAGCAGCAGUAUGAGCCAACGGAGUUUCUUAUCGCAUCUCCUUUUUUCCCCCAAUGGGAUGAAGCAUAGCUCUGUAAACUGCAAUGGCGUUGUUUCUCUAGUGGGUGGGAAUUCACUCCCAUCAUCACCCGUGGGGCUCGUUCUGCCUAAAGCGGACACCACUGACACGGAGUACAGGCCGGCCAGUGGAGGAACGCAACCGGAGUGUAUGGACUUCCUUGAGGGCCCAGAGGCCAGACAAAGAGCUCACAGUACAGCUAGUGUCAUGACCACCGUGGAGGAGCUUGAGGAAUCGAGGCAGAAGUGUCCCCCUUGCUGGUACGAUUUUGCCCACACCUUCCUCAUCUGGGAUGGUUGUCCAGCAUGGUUGAAGAUCAAGAGGAUAGUCAAACUAAUUGUGAUGGAUCCAUUUGGGGACCUCACCAUCACCAUCUGCAUUGUACUCAACACCAUGUUUAUGGCCAUGGAGCAUUAUCCAAUGUCCCCUGGUUUCUUCCAAAUGCUAAAUGUGGGCAAUCUGAUAUUCACGAGCAUCUUCACGGCUGAGAUGGUCCUCAAAAUCAUUGCUUUGGACCCAUACUAUUACUUCCAGGAGAAAUGGAAUAUUUUCGAUGCAGUCAUUGUCUGUUUAAGCUUGAUAGAGCUUUGCUUGGCCAACGCGGGCCUCGGCCUGUCUGUUCUGAGGUCAUUCAGAUUGUUGAGAGUAUUCAAGUUGGCUAAAUCGUGGCCCACACUUAACACGCUGAUCAAAAUAAUUGGUAACUCCGUGGGCGCUUUGGGGAACCUGACGCUGGUAUUGGCCAUAAUUGUCUUCAUCUUUGCCGUGGUCGGCAUGCAGCUGUUUGGAAAACACUACGAGGAAUGUGUGUGUAAAAUCUCUGCCGAUUGCACUCUGCCCCGCUGGCACAUGAAGGACUUCUUUCAUUCAUUCCUCAUUGUGUUCCGAGUGCUUUGUGGAGAGUGGAUAGAGACCAUGUGGGACUGUAUGGAGGUGGCUGGGACCCACAAGUGCAUCACUGUCUACAUGAUGGUCAUGGUUAUUGGAAACCUUGUGGUGCUGAACUUGUUCCUGGCCCUGCUGCUGAGUUCGUUCAGUGCUGACAAUCUGGCAGCGACAGAAGAUGACAGCGAAAUGAACAACUUGCAGAUCGCCAUUGGUCGGAUUCGCAAAGGCUUCGCCUUCAUCAAAUCCCUGCUUCGAAACAGCUGUUACAGUGUUUGUCUAAGAAGGAAGAAGAAAUGGAAGAGUGAGGAAAAAUCUCUGGAUGAGCUCCACAAACCUUCAGGGCCAAAUGGUGUCCCCAACCAUACCGUCAAAGACUUUCCUAGGAACGGAAAUGGGGACGUGACGGGAGUGGACAAAACCGGAGACAAGUACAUAGUGAGCAGCAAGAGUGAUGAUUCCAUCAUGUCUUUCAUCAACAAUCCCAGUCUGACUGUCACAGUCCCCAUAGCAGUGGGAGAGUCUGACUUUGAAAACCUUAACACGGAGGACUUCAGCAGUCUCUCGUCUGAUGCAGCAGGAUUCAAAAUGAUUGUAGAAGACGAUGGCCAGCUCAGCUCCUCUGAGGGCAGCACAAUAGACUUUGAUCAAGGCGAGGAGGGAGGAGAGUCGGUGGAGUUUGAAUUGGACAACUCUAUGGUACCUGACGCCUGCUUUCCUGAUGGCUGUGUGAAAAGGUUUGAGUGUUGCCAGGUCAAUGCGGAAGUGGGCUGGUGGAAGGUAUGGUGGAUGCUCAGGAAGACCUGUUUCCGGAUCGUGGAGCACAACUGGUUCGAGAGCUUCAUCAUCUUCAUGAUCCUGCUGAGCAGUGGAGCGCUGGCAUUUGAGGAUGUCUACAAUGCGAAGAGGAAGAACAUUCAAAUAGUGUUGCAAUUUGCAGACAAAAUUUUCACCUACAUCUUCAUCCUGGAGAUGUUACUGAAGUGGGUGGCAUAUGGAUUUGCUAAGUAUUUUACAAAUGCCUGGUGCUGGCUGGACUUCCUCAUUGUUGAUGUCUCACUGGUCAGCACGGUAGCCAAUGCUCUGGGGUAUUCUGAACUCGGCGCCAUCAAGUCUCUGAGGACCCUUCGAGCUCUGAGGCCGCUCAGAGCCCUGUCGCGGUUUGAAGGCAUGAGGGUGGUUGUCAAUGCCCUGCUUGGAGCCAUUCCCUCCAUCUUCAAUGUGCUGCUAGUAUGUCUCAUCUUUUGGCUCAUCUUCAGCAUCAUGGGAGUUAACCUAUUUGCUGGAAAGUAUGGCCAUUGUGUCAACAUGACCUCAAAUACGGAUUUCAGUCCUUCAGAGGUGGCAAACAAGUCAGUUUGUGAUAGUUUGGGCAAAGACAUUGCUAUCUGGAAGAUUGUCAAAGUCAACUUUGACAAUGUUGGCAUGGGUUACCUUGCGCUGCUGCAAGUGGCUACAUUCAAGGGCUGGAUGAAUAUCAUGUAUCCUGCUGUGGACUCUCAAAGCAAGGCAGAAGAACAACCAGAAUAUGAGAUCAACCUGAUUAUGUACCUGUAUUUUGUAGUUUUCAUCAUAUUUGGAGCCUUCUUCACACUCAAUCUCUUUAUUGGCGUUAUCAUAGACAAUUUCAAUCAGCAAAAGAAAAAGUUUGGAGGUCAAGACAUCUUCAUGACUGAAGAACAGAAAAAAUACUACAAUGCCAUGAAAAAGCUGGGAUCAAAGAAACCACAAAAGCCUAUUCCUAGACCAUCUAACAAAAUUCAAGGAUACAUCUUUGACUUCACCACAAAACAAGCAUUUGAAAUAAUAAUAAUGGUUUUAAUAUGGCUAAAUAUGGUAGCCAUGAUGGUGGAAACUGACGAUCAGUCUGAGGAAAAGACAGAGGUUCUCAAAAAAAUUAACGUAUUUUUCAUUAUCAUCUUCACUGGAGAGUGUCUAUUGAAGAUUAUCUCACUUCGCCAUUACUUUUUCACAAAUGGUUGGAAUGUAUUUGAUUUCAUCGUCGUCGUCCUGUCAAUCAUUGGCAUGUUUCUCGCAAACCUGAUUGAGAAGUAUUUUGUUUCACCAACCUUGUUCAGAGUCAUCCGCUUGGCCCGGAUUGGACGCGUCCUCCGCCUUAUUAAAAGUGCCAAAGGCAUCCGCACGCUGCUGUUUGCCUUGAUGAUGUCACUUCCUGCCUUGUUCAACAUUGGUCUCCUACUCUUCUUGGUGAUGUUUAUCUAUGCCAUCUUUGGCAUGUCAAACUUUGCUUAUGUCAAGAGGGAAUCGGGCAUUGAUGACCUGUUUAACUUUGAGACCUUUGGCAAUAGCAUGAUUUGUUUGUUCCAGAUUACCACCUCAGCAGGGUGGGAUGGCCUGCUAGCGCCCAUUCUCAACAAUCAUGAGGAUGAUUGUAACAAUAGCACGGAGCAUCCCGGCAGUCACAUCAAGGGAGACUGUGGGAAUCCUCCCGUAGGCAUCGCCUUCUUUGUGAGCUACAUCAUCAUCUGUUUCCUGAUCGUGGUGAAUAUGUACAUUGCAGUAAUCCUAGAAAACUUCAGUGUGGCCACGGAGGAGAGCACGGACCCACUGAGCGAGGAUGAUUUCGAAACAUUUUACGACGUCUGGGAAAGGUUUGAUCCCCAUGCAACGCAGUUCAUGGAGUACAAAAAGCUGUCGGAAUUUGCUGACGCGCUGGAUCCACCAUUACGCAUACCCAUGCCUAAUAAGAUGGAACUGAUCUUAAUGGAUCUACCGAUGGUGAGCGGUGAACGCAUUCACUGCCUGGACAUCCUGUUUGCGUUUACGAAGCGGGUCCUGGGCGAGGGAGGGGAGAUGGAUAUUCUACGGGGGCAGAUGGAGGAGCGCUACGUGGCCUCCAAUCCCUCUAAGUUGUCCUACGAACCCAUCACUACCACCCUGCUCCGCAAACAGGAGGACACAUCCGCCACCGUCAUCCAGAGAGCAUUCAGGAAAUAUGCAAGGAAACAGGCGGCUACGAAUCCCUCUGACACGCACAGGGGUAACAUUCAAAAGGAUGUAACGCUUGUUGACAAAGGGGAUCUGGUCACAGGCAAACUUCAAGACAUUUCUAGUGACGAUAAAAGUGAACUGGCACCUUCAACGCUCCCUGAGCCUCCAUGUAACAACGUGAGAACAAAUGGAAAAAACAAAUAUGAAAAAGACAAAAGUGAAAAGGAGGAUGAGGGCAAAGAUGUCAGAGAGCAGUAGAAGUAGAAUACUGCUGAAAAUGCAACAAAGACAUUUUAAUUAAUGACAAAAUGUUUACAAGUCCUUCAUUGGACUCCCUUUCUUAGUCUGGAUAUCUAUGCCAAACUGGCCAUGCUUUUCUUGAGUCCAAAGGUUAUGGGGUACAUAUGCUCAGUCAGACUGUAGUUGGACAAUUUUGGCCUUUUAGCGCAAGUGUUCAGAAAGAAAGUAGUAGCUAGUUCUGCUAUAAAGUGUCUGGAAUUUGUGUUAUAUCACUGACUGUUGUAUUACUUUACCUACAUUUGAUUCAGGUACCGGGGAAAAAAAACCCUACACAUAAUAAAAAUAAAAUACACCAUUUUUUUUUGUUUCCUUUAGUUGUUUCCUUCCGGGUUAGCCUUAUAAACAAGCAGCACUGCCAAAGGCUAGUCUUACUGUUAAGAAUGUUAAUGUCAAUACUUGACAAAACCAAGAGACCAUGUUGGAGUUUCUGCAGUUAAAUAAAUAUGUAGACCUGCAUGAAGGUUUCUCCAUUAUUAUGCAUGCCAGAGUGUACAAUUUUCAUCUUAUGCCUCUGCAGAACAUGAGAUUAUAUUCCAAACAAGUCCAAACUAAUCUGGUCAAGUAUGUUUGAUAAUCAGUGUCAGAGCAGUUACGGUUGGCAGAAAUACUUUGCACAUGCAAAAUUAUUCACAAACCAUUUACAAUAUUGCUUAUUAUGUACAGAUUUGAUAUGAAACUGUGCAAAAAGUCUAUAGAGAGUUUGCAUUCAUCAGCUGGCAUUUUUUAAAGCAUGUCGUUACAUUGAAACAUCAGUUCAACUGACCUUAUCAAUUACCUCACUCAUUCAUAAAUCUUUGAAAGUGUGCUCUAGGAGGAGAUCGGCUCUGAUUGAACAUCAUUCUUCAAAAUACAAGUCUCCUUUGUGUGUCUUUUCCUAUGUGAUUAUGUUUCAUUCGUAGUUGUUUUUCAUGUUUGACUUCAACGUAAUUUUACAAAAUCUUAUUGAAAGAAAGAAGCUUAUUGAACAAUUACUAUUCAUCAACUGAUAGGAAACCAAAUAUAUUCUGCAUGAUCUAUCUUUGUUAAUGCAGACAGAUUUACUUUAAAUGUAGCAGGAGUUGUGAGGGGAAAAUGUCAAUGUCUAUUAAAAAAAUGGAUGUUACUUUUUAACCUUUAAAUGCAUAUUUUUCUUUAAGAAUGGUGACCUUUAGGUUAUUUUUGUACAUUAUAAACUGUUUUCUCACAGUUUACUUCUCAAUCUUUAUCAUGAUAAAUAUCUAAGUUGAAGGAGAGUCUGCUCAGAACAUUGAAUACUGAAUGAUUGUCUCAAGGACAUGGCAUCACACAUCUCAUGUUUCCUUCUUCUGUUUACAUUUGAUGUUGGCAGUUUUAUUUUUAGAUUAGUUUAGUUUCAUCCACCUAGACUGUAUCUCCGUCUCACCUGUUGUUCUAUGUCAUCAAAGUUUAAUUCCAUUACUGUAAGUAUAUGAUGCAUGUAAUUACGUCCAGUACAUACAAUAUACUUUAUGCAUAACGAAAGAAUGUUUUGAUUACAUAGAAUUUCACACUUCCAAUCAUUUAUAUGCAUAAUUCUUGUAGUGUAUAAAUCGACUGCAUGCAAGACACUGCUAUAACCCAUCUUACGGAAACGGCAAAAGAAUAAAGAUGAUGUACCUGAAGUCCGCCUGCAACAUGAUUUUACUUUCCUUACAUAAAAUACUUGUAUAUAUAUAUUGUUUUAUCAAGGCAAGGUCCUUCAUUUCAUUGGUAACUGUGAGAAGGGGUGGAUUAUAGGUCAAAUGUUCUUAUAGGGUGACGCUGGCUGCUAAUGGGCUUUUUUUUCAUUAACAUUGUCCUUAUCGUCCAUGUUGUAGUCAA
Molecule: messenger RNA, 7965 nt
Organism: Pungitius pungitius (ninespine stickleback)
Lineage: Eukaryota; Metazoa; Chordata; Actinopteri; Perciformes; Gasterosteidae
Gene: scn1laa
Product: sodium channel, voltage-gated, type I-like, alpha
Exons: 27
Coding region: 163-6105 (1980 amino acids)
Biological process (GO): membrane depolarization during action potential; neuronal action potential; sodium ion transmembrane transport
Cellular component (GO): plasma membrane; axon; voltage-gated sodium channel complex
Molecular function (GO): voltage-gated sodium channel activity
Source: RefSeq, a predicted model, not a curated record